Messenger RNA from Erigeron canadensis, 1384 nucleotides. Its product is annotated as protein DMR6-LIKE OXYGENASE 2-like. The transcript has 3 exons. The record is from RefSeq and is a predicted model, not a curated record. NCBI's taxonomy places the organism in Eukaryota, Viridiplantae, Streptophyta, Magnoliopsida, Asterales, Asteraceae. Bases 65 to 1195 code for a protein of 376 amino acids. Gene Ontology annotation, molecular function: dioxygenase activity.
CAUCACUUUAUGUUCUGCCCGGAUCUUAAUUAAUUAUAUACUCUUACUAAUUACUAAAAGAUAAAUGGGAGAAGUUGAUCCAGCUUUUAUUCAAGAAGUCGAACAUAGACCAAAACCUACGGUAAUUCAAGCACAUGGAAUCCCACAAAUUGAUCUUUCAUCUUAUAACAUAAUAAACUCCUCGUCUCAAGCCGACGACAUUAUUAAUGUGAGCGCUAUACGAGAUUUGGUUGAUGAGAUACGCGACGCGUGCAAAAACUGGGGAUUCUUUCAAGUCAUCAACCACGGGGUUCCUAUUGAGAGCCGCAAAAGGCUAUUUGAUGCGGCUAAGAGGUUUUUCGAUCAAAAGGUGGAAGAGAAGAGAAAAGUGAAGAGAAAUGAAGAAUAUCCUUUGGGUUAUUAUGAUACCGAACAUACGAAAAAUGUUAGGGAUUGGAAAGAAGUUUUUGAUUUCACUGUGGAGGUUCCUUAUAUGAUGCCGGCUUCUUGUGAGCCGGAUGAUGAUGAGACCACUGAGUAUCCUAACCAAUGGCCUCAUCAUCCUCCAGAAUUUAGGGAGGCUUGUGAAGAAUAUGUGAAAGAGGUACAAAGACUAUCCAACAAAUUGUUGGAAUUGAUCUCUCUUAGCUUGAACCUCCCACCAAACCGAUUGGAGCCCUUUUUCAAGGACCAGACCACUUUCGUUCGGCUCAACCACUACCCUCCUUGCAACGCACCUGACUUGGCCCUUGGUGUUGGUCGUCACAAGGAUGCAGGGGCCAUGACUAUCCUGGCUCAAGAUGACGUUGGAGGUCUAGAAGUUAAGCGGAAAAUAGAUGGAGAGUGGAUCUUUGUUAAGCCUACGCCUAACGCCUUUAUCAUCAAUGUUGGAGACAUCAUCCAGGUAUGGAGCAACGAUGCCUAUGAGAGUGUAGAGCAUAGAGUGAGAGUGAACUCCACAAGAGAAAGAUCUUCGAUCCCAUUUUUUGUGAACCCUUCCCAUUAUACUCUAGUGGAGCCGCUAGUCGAGUUGACAAAUGAACAAAAUCCUGCCAAGUACAAAGCUUACAAUUGGGGCAAAUUCUUCGCCACAAGAAAACGUAGCAAUUUCAAGAAACUUGAUGUUGAGAACAUACAGAUUUAUCAUUUCAAAAAACCGAAUGAUCAGCAAAAGAUUGAUGAUGUUGUUUCCCGUAUUGAGAAUGUUGUUCUAUAAGUAAGAAAUAUAGAUGAUCUUAAUCAUCUUAAUUUUCAUGUGAAGAGAAGUGACGAAACUGGAAGUUGGCACAUGUGUAGUUGUAUUGUACCAAUGACCCGUGAGCCAAUUGAUUUUGGCAAUGUUUGUUUGUUUACUUGUAACAUAUUAUAUAAAUAUAUAUGAUAUGAUUAUGUUUGAUUUACUAUA